Cryptosporidium muris RN66 is the source of this 849-nucleotide messenger RNA. RefSeq lists its product as uncharacterized. Bases 1 to 849 code for a protein of 282 amino acids. The record is from RefSeq and is a predicted model, not a curated record. The transcript has a single exon. Lineage: Eukaryota; Apicomplexa; Conoidasida; Eucoccidiorida; Cryptosporidiidae.
AUGACUGAAAAUAUUUCAAUAGAUACUGAAAAGGAAGAAUAUGAACUUGAUAGGGCUUUAGACGUCUUACUAGCUGAAAAAAGAUUAUGGGAAGAAGCUUUUAGUGCAGCUCAGAAUGAAAUCAAAGAAAAAAGUGAGCAAAUAGCAGCUUUAACUUUAAAGUUACAGGAAAAUUCAUUAGCGUAUAGUUAUAGAGAGAGUAAAACAGAUGAAUUUACAGUUGAAGAUAAUAUUAAGAUGUUAACUUUUCCAGCUAACAAAAGAGAUAAUAUUCCAAGCAAUACUGUAGCUAUUAAUAUGAAUACUAGUAAUAAAAGCGAAUUUGAGAAUUAUGCUCUGAGGGAACUGAUUAAGAUUGGGAAGAACCAAAUAGACAGUGCGGAUGGUACCUGUAAGAUCAUUUCUAUGGUGGAAACAUCUCAAAGUAUUGAAGCAGCCUAUGCUAUUAUAUGGAAACUUCUUGCAGAGUCAAAUACUGAAAAAUUAAUGCUAGAAAGGCUUAUAGAAUCACUUAAGUCUGAAUUAAAUACAGCUCAAGAAGCUGUACAAUUGCUUCACAAAAAGAUACAAGAUACUGAAAAUAACCACCACUUAGUUUCAAUAGCAUACUCUUCACAAAUGAAAUCUAUACAAAAUGAUUUAUCUAGUGCCUGCAAAGAUAUAGAGUUUUGGAAAAACCAAUAUGAGACAUUAGCUGCAGAUAAAUUAAAUAAAAAUACUUUAAGUCAAUUGACUUCACAAUUUGAGGAGUUUAACACAGAAGAAUGGUGUGAUCUAUCUUGUGGAGCAAAUACUUCAUACUCAGUAGAAAUAACUCCAAAUUCUUUUUGGUGGUUUAUAGCUUUAUAA